Messenger RNA from Trichechus manatus latirostris (Florida manatee), 2154 nucleotides. It is a transcript of the gene DRC1, whose product is annotated as dynein regulatory complex subunit 1. Gene Ontology annotation, cellular component: axoneme; axonemal dynein complex. Gene Ontology annotation, biological process: regulation of cilium movement; axonemal dynein complex assembly; cilium-dependent cell motility. The transcript has 17 exons. NCBI's taxonomy places the organism in Eukaryota, Metazoa, Chordata, Mammalia, Sirenia, Trichechidae. The record is from RefSeq and is a predicted model, not a curated record. The coding region runs from base 1 to 2154 and encodes 717 amino acids.
AUGAAUCCGCCAGGGGCCCUAGGGAUCUUGGAGGAGAAAGAGGACGAACACUUAUCAACCCCGAUUCUCGGGCCCUCGGUACAUUCUGAUAACCCUCAGGAGCGGAUCCAGACCCGGCGCCUCCGCAUUGCUGCGCGCCUGGAAACCCGGAGGCGGGAAGCACUUGGAGAAUAUUUAGAUGGGAAAAAGGAGAGUGAGGAAGACCAAAGCAAGAGCUACAAACAGAAAGAAGAAAGCAGACUGAAAUUGGCUAAACUGCUGCUCUGUGGCACCGAGUUGGUGACAAAUAUCCAGGUGGCUACAGAUAUCAGAGAGAUCCAACGGAGGGUGGAAGAAGAGGAGAUAAAGCGUCAGAGACUUGAGAAGCUGGAGAAUGAAGUUAAGACCAGCCAGGACAAGUUUGACGAAAUCACUGCAAAGUGGGAGGAGGGCAAACAGAAGAAAAUCCCCCAGGACCUGUGGGACAUGCUCAACACCCAGCAACUGCAUUGUGCUGGGCUCAUAGAAGAUAAGAACAAGCUUAUCAGCGAGUUACAGCAGGAGUUAAAAACAAAGGAUGACCAGUAUGUGAAGGAUUUGAAGAAACAGGCAGAUGACAUUUGCCUCCUUCUGGAGAGGAUGGAAGAGCAAGUGAAGAAUGUAAUGAAAACCUUUCGUCAGGAGCUCUCUCACAUUGAGAAAGCAUUUGAGGUAGAACGACAGGAGCUACUGACCAGUAAUAAAAAGAAAUGGGAGCGGGCACUGCAGGCUCACAAUGCCAAAGAGCUGGAGUACCUUCUAAACCGCAUUAAGAAAGUAGAGGAAUAUGAGAAGCAGCUAAACAAGCAGAGGGUCUGGGACUGCGAAGAGUACAACAUGAUCAAGAUCAAGCUGGAGCAGGACGUGCAGAUUCUUGAGCAACAGCUUCAGCAGAUGAAGGCAACUUAUCAGCUAAACCAAGAGAAGUUAGAAUACAACUUCCAGGUGUUGAAGAAGAGAGAUGAAGAAAGCACAGUGAUUAAAUCACAGCAGAAGAGGAAGAUCAAUCGACUGCAUGAUAUACUUAACAACCUGAGAUCAAGAUAUACCAAGCAGAUAAAGCAGUUUCAGGAGGAGAAUCAGUCUCUAACCUCAGACUACAAACGCCUCGUGAUGCAAUUUAAGGAGCUACAGAGAGCUAUGAGGCAUUUUGCUCUUAUUGAUGAUGAGAAGUUUCGGGAGAUUUGGCUGAUGAAUGAAGAGGAAGCAAAGGAUCUGAUAGGCAGAGCCUUCGAUGUAGACAGAAUCAUCCAUACCCAUCAUCUGGGACUCCCCUGGACAGCACCUGAUUUCUGGUUCCUGAAGAAUCUAGGGCCUAUUUCUCAGCAACCAAAGAAAUCUGCCACAGAAAUAGUAGAAGAGGUGCUCAUGCAAACAGAAGAGGAGGGAUCAGAAGAGACCAUGUCAGAGCUAGAGUCUUACCUGGACCUGCCAAAGCAAGUUUCAGCAAAAACUACCAGAAAGAUCCUGAUGCUCCUUUGUGAUGAGUCGGGUUUUCUGAUUGAGAGCAAGCUGCUGAGCCUUCUCCUCCCCCUGGAGAAGAGCGAGUGCUAUCUGCUGAGGUUGGACGCCAUCUUCUCAGCCCUUGGAAUUGAAAGUGAGGAUGACUUGUAUAAACUGGUGAACUUCUUCCUCAAAUACCGAGCUCAUCAUUUACCCUCUAGCCAGUCAGUAGAGAAGUUACCCAUUGAGGCAGGAAAGGAGAAGCUUUCACAGGCGGAGCAGGAGGUCCCAUCUUCUCCCAGACUCAUCCACCCCAAUGAUGUCCUCAAGGCUCUGGAGGCCUUCGUCAUGGGUCUGAACAAGCCCAGGGACCCUCGAACGCCACUGAAGAAGCAGAAGGAUGUGCGAGAUGACUCAAAGGACUCUGAGUACUGGAAGGCCCUCACCACCGUUAUCCCUCCCGCCAAGGAGAACGUCUGGGACGCUCUGUACACAGCCUUGGAGAAGUACCACCUCAUCCUGACCGAGAGGGCCAGGCUGCUGCUAGAAAACGACUCUCUGGAGCAGCAGAACACGGAGCUCCAGAUGCUGCUGCAGCAAUAUCUAGAUUCCAAGAUCAACUCUGAACUGCAGGUUCCUCCGACUCAGGUGUUCCGCGUACCCACCAAAGAGAGCUCGGCCUCAAAGGGCUGA